AUGAAUUCUGCCGCGUCGCACCAGUCGUCGCGCUCGUUAGGCGCAUCCGCCGCGCCUCUCUACCCCUCCGCGCCACCCUUCCCCCCCACCGCGUCCGCUCCGCCGCCCUCCGCGGCCUCUUCCACCAUCUCCUACCCCGCCCUCCCCCUUUCCUCCGCGCGCUUUCCCCCGUCCUCCCCCGCUUCCACCGACCCAUACUCGUCCGCACCGCUCCGCAUGCCGUCGCAACACCGUCCCCCGUCCUCUUCAUCCGCCUACUUCCCCCGCUCCCCCUCGUCCGCCUCCGCCGCGUCCUCCUCCAUGAACCUUGCGCGGAACGUUGGGCGGGGGAUCUGCGCGUCGUGUCUGGCGGCGUCGCUCUUCGCCGCGCUCCUCUGCACAUCGCUCCCGCUCGCCGCGCUCCUCAUUUGGCGGCUUGCGCCCACCCCGUUCGACCAGACCCGCCCGCUCCUCUUUGACUUCCGCCAGCACGAGCCCUCCGCCGUCGCCUCUUUCCUUCCGCGCCCAUACACCCUCCUCCCGCCGCCGCCGCAGUCUCCCGCCUCGUCUUCCGCCUCUGCAGGCGCGCACGCCACCUCCCCGUCCGCUUCCGCUCCCACGAAGCGGUUCUUCUCCGCCGCCCCCCCGCGCCUGCUGCAGCGCAACCAGCGCUACGAGGCGGUUCUCCGCCUGCGCCUUCCCGAAUCGGACCACAAUCUCGCGCUCGGCAUGUUUCAGAUAUCCGCGCACGCGCUUUCCGCCGAUUACGCCGUCCUCUCCGCCAAUUCCCAGCCCGCCACUCUCCGCUUCCGCAGCCGCCCCAUCCGCGCGCUGCGCACGGCGGUGCUCGCGUUCCCGCUCCUCUGGGGCUUCCGCGAGGAGGCGCAGCGGAUCGAGCUGCGCGUUCUGCGCGGAGUCGAGGGGAAAGUGCCCGUGGCGGCGGUGCGCGUGAUGCUUGCGCCCAAGGCGGGCGCGGGGCCAGGCGCGGGGCUUCCGCAGAUCUACGACGCGGAGCUGCGCCUGCGCGCGGUUCUGGGGGGCGCGGGGGGGCUGUGGCUGCUGGCGUGGCGGGUGAUUCUCUUCACUGUGUGCGCAGCAGGGAUAUUCGCUGCCCCUGCUACCUUGCACGCUUCUCGGUAUUCCCCUGUUGGCCUUGCACCUGCUGCUGGCGCUGCUCUUGGUCGGCCUGUGGGGGAUGUGGGGGGGGAGGGGGCGGAAGCGGGGUUGGUGGGGGCGGAGGAGGUGGUGGGAGUGGGAGUGGGUGCGGGAGUGGGUGAAGGCGGGGAGGAGGGGGCGAGUGACGAGGAGAUAGAGUCGCUGCUGGCAGCAGGGCAGCAGCUGCUGCAGGCACGGGUCCGGCAGGCAGUGGCAGGAGGGGCAGGACUGGAGGAAGAAGAGGGAGAGGAGGAGGAAGAGGAGCGGGGAGGAGGAGAGACGUGGAGGCCAGGGCUGAGGCAGAGGCGGGUGGGGGUGGGACGAGCAGGGGGGCAAUCAGUGGCAGCAGUGCCUGCAGCACCUGGAGCGCCGGCAGUGGUGUUAGGCGCUGGAGCAGCGGAGUGGGAUGAGGGCGAGAGUGCGCGGGGAGGAGAAGACGAGAAGAGGGUGACGGGUAGGUAG
Molecule: messenger RNA, 1596 nt
Organism: Closterium sp. Yama58-4
Lineage: Eukaryota; Viridiplantae; Streptophyta; Zygnematophyceae; Desmidiales; Closteriaceae
Source: the annotation of a GenBank genome assembly